ACCGAUGAGGGCGAAAACCUCCUCGGCGCUGGGCCACGCUCGCUCCUACAAGAUGCACUGCUUGGACAACGACAUCAACCAACACUUCCAGGAUGCCAUCGACGUCAUCCGGCAGCAGCAUUCGGGUCAUCCCUACUACGACUCAGAGUACACGUACUACGACCCUCUGGGCGCUCAGCAGUGUCAGGUCUCCUACUGCCUGGUCGGCGCCCACUCUGACGUUCCGGCCCCCUUGUACGACUGGCACGACACCGGCGCGCAGCAGCAGCAGCAGCAGCAGCAGCAGACGUGGUGUCAGGUGUUGCCCGAAGUCUCCCCAAAACAAAGCGAACCCCCUCACUUCUACCCAUCCCAGCGCCUGCCGCCGCCACAGAGGAGCAACAGAGGUCGCAAGAAGCUGCGCCUGUACGAGUACCUCCACGAGGCCCUCCACGACCCCAACAUGGGCGACUCCAUCCAGUGGAGCGACAGCGAAAGCGGAACCUUCCACUUCGUGUCCAAGAACAAGGAGCGGCUGGCCGAGUCUUGGGGCCAGCGCAAGGGCAACCGCAAGACCAUGACCUACCAGAAGAUGGCCCGGGCACUGCGCAACUACAGCCGCACGGGCGAGAUCGUCAAGGUGCGGCGCAAGCUCACCUACCAGUUCAACCCCGAGGUCUUGCACAGGCUGGGCUCGGGGCGGGCGCCGCCCGGCCCGGCGGCGCCCGACUGGCAGGGCUGGUACGGGCAGUGCCCGGCGCAGAACUACGAGCACGGCUUCAACGGGCCUUGUUGAAGACAUUCACAGACUUGAUGGCCCAAAUCAUGUCAUAACUUGACUUUUGCGUUGUUCUGGUUACGUGUCCAAUGAAUUGAUCCCACUGAAAUGAAUCAUUUAGGUGCUCUCGCCCUCAAAACCACACCCCAAUUUCUUGUGUCAUGUUUCUGCACACUGCGUUGUAAGAGGUGAUUCUAAAAUUGCAAAGAAAUAAACUGGUUUUACAUGGACGUGAUUUGUUUACCACGCUUUGAGUUAGAAAUGGAGCAUCUUAUCCACGCUCCUUGCAAGUGUUUUGGUUUUAUUUUUGUGCGACUGACUGUUUGUCGUCAAGGGCACCACUGCAAG
This is a messenger RNA of Syngnathoides biaculeatus (alligator pipefish), 1105 nucleotides long. RefSeq names its product Spi-C transcription factor (Spi-1/PU.1 related) (gene spic). Gene Ontology annotation, cellular component: nucleus. NCBI's taxonomy places the organism in Eukaryota, Metazoa, Chordata, Actinopteri, Syngnathiformes, Syngnathidae. Gene Ontology annotation, biological process: cell differentiation; regulation of transcription by RNA polymerase II. The coding region runs from base 5 to 775 and encodes 256 amino acids. The record is from RefSeq and is a predicted model, not a curated record. Gene Ontology annotation, molecular function: DNA-binding transcription factor activity, RNA polymerase II-specific; sequence-specific DNA binding. The transcript has 5 exons.